Messenger RNA from Oncorhynchus mykiss (rainbow trout), 2262 nucleotides. RefSeq names its product low density lipoprotein receptor class A domain containing 2 (gene ldlrad2). NCBI's taxonomy places the organism in Eukaryota, Metazoa, Chordata, Actinopteri, Salmoniformes, Salmonidae. Gene Ontology annotation, molecular function: protein binding. The record is from RefSeq and is a predicted model, not a curated record.
ACACAUCUCAGCAUUUGUGUGCAUUUAACAAUUAGGAAAGUAAGAAAAACAUUUUUAAUUAGCAUGUCUAAGUGCACCAAUCCCUUAAACUAAAAUUAAGUCUUUCAAGUGCAAGAGAAACUACCGACGUAAAUCUUUUCGAAAGGGAGACAGAUGGAGAGGCCGUCGGUCUCGCUGAAUGCGCCCAACUUGAGUGUCGGUGAAAGGGUGCUGAUAGAGGGGCCCGCUCCCCUCCUACUUUGAAAAAAAUAUAUUGGGUCUGUUGUCAUGGAAAUCGAAGGACACUUAGAUGGAUUCGACAAAGAUGGGGGUUCAAAGGAACAAAAGCCAAAGUGUAAUUUUCCUAAAGGCGUCAGAAACAAUUAAAGGGAAUAUUCAUCGUGAGUCCCUCAUUUGAAGACCGCGCUUUUCUUGGCACACCAGCAACCGAAUAUCCACAAAGUGCAUUUUUUCAAAAUGGUUACUUUCCGUGAAGAACAUAAUUUUACACCGAAACAGACACACACACAUGCAACACAUUUGAGGAGUUGAGGGCUUGGGAUACGCAGUCCUGAGUGCGCACCAGAGUGGAACAACAGCCUUUGCGUUUGGGAGUAGGCUACCUACCGAGAUGGCCAACAAGGGGACUCAACUUCAGAGCCUGUCAAAAGUGUUUGUUCUGCUCAGCAUAAUGACAGUCAAGACCAAUCCACUUGAGACGGUCAACGUGGUGGACUUCUGUGGCCAGAACAUCCAGGGCGAUGGGAUGAUCGUCAACUCACACCAGGAGUCCAAGAAGUACUACUUUGUCACCAUGGGAACGGACUGCCACCUCACCAUGCAGGCCGCCUCCCCCAAGGACAAGGUCCAGUUCCACUUCCGCUUCUUCCUGGUCUACAGCCUGCUUCGUUUAGCUCCCCAAAGUCCAUCCCCCCUCUUCCCUGAGUCCCCUGAGUCGACUCCAAUGGUGGAGCAAGGGGACCCAUGUCAUGCGGGAUCAUACAUUCAGUUCUAUGACGGGCGGGACAAGAACUCGCCUCCUAUUGGACCAACGCUGUGUGGGAAGAGCCCACCUCGCCCGGUGCUGUCCACAGGGAAUCACCUGACCCUGCGUCUGGUGACCCAAGGUACCCUGCCUCGAGUGGAUUUCGUGGGGGACUUCACCUCCUUCAGACUGGGUUUUAACCAAUCAGCGUGCAGGAGUGAGCCUUACUUCCCAUGUCGGAAUGGGAAGUGUAUCCCCAUGAGUCUGGUGUGUGAUGAAAAAGGCAUUGAUAACUGUGGGGACGGGAGUGACUUGGAGGAUCACCUGCCCUCAGGGUGCAAAGGUCACUCAGCAGGUCAGCUGGCCCCAGCCCAAGCCCCUCCCCCAGCAGUGACCCCACCCCCCCCUGUCUUAAACGUGCCCACUUUGCCCAUGUCCACCAAUAGGGACUGUGGCACUCCGGACGGCGUACCCCAUCACGACUCAGUGACAGAUUCCCCUCCCUACAUGUCCCUUUUGGCUCUCUACAUCGCAUUGGGUGUGAUAGCUGGUGUGGUCCUGCUGUGCUGGUGCUGCUGGUCUCCAGGCUGGUUCCUCUGGAGGAUCAGCAUCUGCCGCUUCUUACCAUGCUGUAACUCAGCCUGUGCCUCCUGCCAGCUCUGUGCCCGUAGCUGUGCCCAGAACAAGGAGCACCGACCAGCUAAGGUCUCACCACAAGGACAGGUUGCCUUGUCCACCCUCACCACAUCCACGGCUAACACUCUCGCUGUGUAGGGGGGAAAUGCAGUCGCUAUGUAGUGCAGGACUGUUGUUGCUAUGAAGCAUAACUACUAUGAUGGCUAAUAGUGAGACAAAUGGACUCACGGACAUGAUGACCCAGACUUCCUGUUUUAGACUGAUGGAUUGAGAUGAUACUUGUCUUUUUACUGGGUUACAAGGACUGUUAAUGUCAUGGAAGAAGGAGUGCUGCAAAGCUGAGACCGUUCUUAAAACGGGGAAAGGCUUUACAUUAUAUUGUUUUAGUCACUGUAGGUUCUUGUUUUCUGGUGCUUUACAUAAUGAAUGACUGAUGCUUCCUUCUUCGGACUGUUUUGUAUUUAAAAGUAUAAUAGAUUGGAUUCAACAGAGGGUUCUUCUCUGAGUGUAUAAGUAACCCCGGUUCACCUAUUCAAUUCUAUCUACAGUUGAAGUCGGAUGUUUACAUACUUAGGUUGGAGUCAUUUAAACUUGUUUUUCAACCACUCCACAAAUUUCUUGUUAACAAACUACAGUUUUGGCAAGUCGGUUAGGACAUCUAC